Haliaeetus leucocephalus (bald eagle) is the source of this 1765-nucleotide messenger RNA. RefSeq names its product acetyl-coenzyme A transporter 1. The transcript has 6 exons. The record is from RefSeq and is a predicted model, not a curated record. Gene Ontology annotation, molecular function: acetyl-CoA transmembrane transporter activity. Bases 469 to 1200 code for a protein of 243 amino acids. Lineage: Eukaryota; Metazoa; Chordata; Aves; Accipitriformes; Accipitridae. Gene Ontology annotation, cellular component: membrane.
UAUAGAACUGCAGCACAGAAUAGUUACAUGACUACACAGUAAAUCAACUGGAGAGUUGUGAAUGACUUCUUCCUCUGAAGUUCUUUCCCCGUCUUGUAACUAUCAAAUGUGGUUUUUCCCCCUUUAUCAGCUUUUAGUGGUUGUAUGUGUAAUCCUCCAAAACUUUCAUUUUUAUUUCUGUUUCUCCUCCAACAUGCUCAUUGUGGUAAUAAUGCACAGAACACCAGGGAAGUGACCCGGUUUGCUGCUGCUCAUCUGUCUGGGAUCUCAAGCAAACAUGUGGUUAUAGAGUGAGGGGCAGGGAAGAGCUAUGUCAGUUACUAUUUCCUGUUUUUCUGGGGAGCUGUCUUUUUAAUUACCACUACACUGGUUGCCCUUUUGAAAAAGGAAAACAAGGAACUAACACCAACAAAAGAAGAAACAAAAGGCAUCACUGAUACAUACAGGCUGCUAUUCUCAAUAAUCAAGAUGCCAGCAGUUCUUACUUUCUGUCUCUUGAUUCUCACGGCAAAAGUUGGAUUUUCAGCAGCAGAUGCUGUAACAGGACUCAAAUUGGUGGAAGAGGGAGUCCCGAAAGAGCACUUAGCUCUGCUGGCAGUUCCAAUGGUUCCUUUACAGAUAAUAUUGCCUCUGAUUAUCAGCAAAUACACAGCAGGCCCCCAGCCACUGAACACAUUUUACAAAGCUAUGCCUUUCAGAUUACUGCUCGGUCUGGAAUUUGCUUUUUUGGUAUGGUGGACUCCUAAAGUAAAACAUGAAGGAGGAUUUCCUGUCUACUACUAUGUUGUAGUAUUGUUGAGUUACGCUUUACAUCAGAUCACGCUGUAUAGCAUGUAUGUUGCAAUAAUGGCUUUCAAUGCCAAAGUCAGCGAUCCGCUGAUUGGAGGAACCUACAUGACACUUCUAAAUACUGUGUCAAACCUGGGGGGGAACUGGCCUUCCACCGUUGCACUCUGGCUUGUGGAUCCACUCACAGUGAAAGAGUGUGCAGGGGCCCGGGAACAGACCUGUGGAACUACAGGUGCUGCAGAACUCUGCACAAAAGCUGGUGGUUCCUGUGUUACUACCUUGGAUGGUUACUAUGUGGAAUCUGUCAUUUGUGUCAUUCUGGGAUUUGGCUGGUGGUUCCUACUUGGGCCAAAAUUUAAAAAGCUUCAGGACGAAGGACAGACUUCGUGGAAGUGCAAGAGGACCAACUGAUGCAGUUUAAAUAUUGAAUGGACUGGCAAGGUCAUUUUAGUUUUAUUACAAAAACAUAUCCCAUAACAAAUAAACAGGAAUAUAGGUACUUUUAAAUGCCACAUCACUGGAAAAAUGGGUGGCAGAGGCAGUGGUAUGUUUGUAUGUGAUACCACUUGCCCUCCCAAUAUGAAAAUGUAAGUUCAGAAAGUAAAAAAUGGCACCUAUGUACUACAUACAUAUCCCAGAGCUCUAGCUUCAGUCAUGGCUGCUGGUAUAACCCACGUCUGAAUUUCUAUACAGUAACUAUGGAAAAGCUAAUUGUGCCAUGUCUGUCUAAACAGCAGCAUUGUCAGCUAAGUUCCAGCUCUUUAUUUUCAAACAGAAGUGAUCUGACACAGGGAAUUGACCCGGGGAAGGAUGUCAAAGGCAUUGUGACUUGUAGGUUAAGAGUGUUGUCCUAUGGAAUUCCUUGUGGGAAGAUAAACAUAAAAUGUCUGUCGGCUUUGUUUCUUCUCACUUUCUGAACUGUAAUCACACCUCAAAGGAUGAAAUGUUUCAGAGAUUCUUUUAAAUGUAUUUUCUG